Molecule: messenger RNA, 1011 nt
Organism: Exophiala aquamarina CBS 119918
Lineage: Eukaryota; Fungi; Ascomycota; Eurotiomycetes; Chaetothyriales; Herpotrichiellaceae
Exons: 1
Coding region: 1-1011 (336 amino acids)
Molecular function (GO): oxidoreductase activity
Source: RefSeq, a predicted model, not a curated record
AUGUCUGUCAAAUACGCCAGGUCACAGGCACCAGGGUUCCAAAACCGCGUUGAAAACAUCGCCAUCGUCGGUGCGGGCGGAAAUGUAGGGAGAUACGUCGCCGAGGAACUGCUCAAGACCCAAAAGCACAAGGUCACCGCAAUUACCAGGGCUGACAGCAAGAACAAACUACCCGAGGGCGUGACGGUGAAGCAUGUCAACUACGACGACCCAGACACCCUUGUGGGGGCACUACAGGGACAAGAUGUGCUCAUCAUUACGAUGAACGUGAUGGCCCCCCCCGACACACAGCGCAAACUCAUCGAGGCUGCCGCCAAGGCCAAUGUCCCUUGGGUCCUCCCCAAUGAAUGGGGCGCGGAUCCAACUCAAGAGGCGCUCAAGGCAGAGUCCUAUCCGGGCAACAAGACCUCGGAAACCCGCGAGUACAUUGAGAGCCUGGGUAAGAGUGACUGGAUCGCCAUCGUAUGCAGCUUCUGGUACGAAUUCUCACUCGCCGGCUCGCCGCACAGGUAUGGGUUCGACUUCAAGAAUCGCAGCGUCGUCUUCUUCGACGAGGGUACGAGGGCCAUCAACACCAGUACCUGGGACCAGUGUGGUCGGGCAUUGGCCGCUCUUCUCAGCCUGAAGGUCCUUCCCGAAGACGAGAAUGACAAGACGCCCACGCUGUCACAGUUCCGAAACAAUUACAUGUAUCUCUCGUCUUUCAACGUCAGUCAGAAGGAUAUGUUUGCCUCGGUCCUGCGUGUCACAGGUUCAAGCGAGAGUGACUGGAACAUUAGCUAUCAAAACACCAAGGAGCGGUAUGACGAGGGUGUCAAGAUGCUCAAGGAGGGCAAGAGGGAAGGCUUUGCGCAGCUCAUGUACACCAGAACCUUCUACCCGACGGACGAGGCCAACUAUGAGAAGCGCGGGCUGUUGCAUAAUGAUCUUUUGGGUUUGCCAAAGGAAGAUUUUGACGCGGCUACCAAGAAGGCAGUCGAUCUGGCACUCGGGGAUGGGACGCCUUACUAA